This is a messenger RNA of Archocentrus centrarchus (flier cichlid), 2152 nucleotides long. It is a transcript of the gene phkg1a, whose product is annotated as phosphorylase kinase, gamma 1a (muscle). Gene Ontology annotation, cellular component: phosphorylase kinase complex. Gene Ontology annotation, biological process: protein phosphorylation; glycogen metabolic process. NCBI's taxonomy places the organism in Eukaryota, Metazoa, Chordata, Actinopteri, Cichliformes, Cichlidae. Gene Ontology annotation, molecular function: ATP binding; phosphorylase kinase activity; calmodulin binding. The record is from RefSeq and is a predicted model, not a curated record. The transcript is spliced from 10 exons. Bases 213 to 1397 code for a protein of 394 amino acids.
CAUCUGACAUUAAAGCUCAGCCUUUGCAGCAUGGCAGGAGCGGAGCCGCACAGCCGCGACAGCGCCGGGAUCUGACCGGAGCUCUUUGUUGGUCCUCAGAAAGACUGUGAGCGAUAUGAUGAUGGAUACUCUUCAUGUCAGGGACUGACGGACACGCCUGCAGUAAGCUGUAAGAGGAGACACUUCUGUGCCAUUAGUGGUGAGCUGGCAACAUGACCAAGGAGGAGGAGAUCCCUGACUGGGUGGGAGCCAAGGAGUUCUACGACAAGUAUGAGCCCAAGGAGAUUCUGGGAAGGGGAGUGAGCAGUGUGGUGCGUCGCUGCGUCGACAAGCGGACGUCUCAGGAGUAUGCGGUGAAAAUCAUCGACAUCACUCCCUCCGACAAGAUGACGCCACAGGAGAUCGAAGAGAUCAGAGAAGCGACAGUGAAGGAGAUCGACAUCCUCAAGAAAGUCUGCGGACAGGACAACAUUAUUCAGCUCAAAGACUGCUAUGAGUCCAAGGCCUUCUUCUUCCUGGUUUUUGACCUAAUGAAGAGGGGUGAACUUUUUGACUACCUCACAGAGAAAGUUACUCUGAGUGAGAAGGAAACACGGAAGAUCAUGCGUUCUUUAUUGGAGGUGGUCCACUUUCUCCACGCCCAGAACAUCGUUCAUCGGGACCUGAAGCCUGAAAACAUUCUUUUAGAUGACUACAUGAACAUCAAACUCACUGACUUUGGUUUCGCUGUGCAGAUUCAGCCAGGACAGACACUCAAAGAGGUUUGUGGGACUCCCGGUUACCUUGCUCCCGAGAUCAUCGAGUGCUCUAUGGAAGCAGAACAUCCAGGAUAUGGCACAGCUGUGGACAUAUGGAGUUCAGGUGUCAUCAUGUACACGCUGCUCGCAGGCUCGCCACCCUUCUGGCACAGGAAACAGAUGCUGAUGCUACGCAUGAUCUUGGCGGGGAGCUACGACUUCUCCUCUCCUGAAUGGGAAGAUCGCUCAGACACUGUCAAAGAUUUAAUCUCUCGGAUGCUGGUGGUGGAUCCAAAGAAGCGUUUCACGGCUACAGAUGCUCUGAACCACUCGUUCUUUUCACAGUACGUGGUGGAUGAAGUACGACAGUUCAGUCCGUUCAGGCGCUUCAAGGUCAUUUGCUUGACUGUUCUCGCCACAAUGAGAAUCUACUGCAGUUACCGCCGUGCCAAGCCCAUCACCAAAGAGGUGAUCAAGAGCGACCCAUACGCCAUAAAGCCCAUCCGGAAGCUCAUAGAUGCUUGUGCCUUUAAGAUCUAUGGCCACUGGGUCAAGAAGGGCCAAACUCAGAACAGAGCAGCACUUUUUGAGAACACUCCCAAAAUCAUCCUGCUGUCGAUCGCUGCUGAAGCAGACGAGCCCAUUCAGCACAUCUGGUAAUAAGCAGUAAGGACUGACCUACUGAGCUUUACAUGGGGAGACACUUCUAUUUCUUUCCCCUGUCUAGAAAUCACCUGGUAAUAUAUAACUAAUUUAUGCAUAAUUUGCAAUCAUUUUCAAAAGCAUUUAUAGUUACUUACAGUGGGAUUGAUUUACCCCAAGGACUGAAAUAUGUGGCAAACUUUCAACAAUGCCACUGUUAACAUUUUGCUUGCUUUGUUCUAAAAGUGUACUUAACCCACUCUCAGCUGUAUAUCCUAUAAAAGCAUCGCUGUUCUCCUUUCAAGAGAUUGUACCCUCUCAAAUGUUAGCAAAAACUGCUUUUCAGCACUGCAUGGUAAUCUCCGUGCCUUCAUAUGCUAAUGUUAAAACUAUAAAUAGAUUCUAAAGUGUGAGGAGGAAAGCAGAGUUCAAUUAUUGAGCAAGUUGUUACUCUGUAUUGUGAAGCAUCAGUUGCAGAACUUGUGGGAAUGACCUGCAGUUUGUCUGAAUAUAUAAAUAUAUAUGCGUACUUACAGUUUGAGGACUGUUUGGAUAUUUAAGCAAUAUGCAGGGUAUACUGUAGGGGCAACAACUCAAGGGAUAUUUAAAUUGUGAUAAAACUUUAACUUGUAUGCUACAAAUGUAUUUAUUAAAACAAUUUCAUGUAAAACCCCAAGUCCUGCAAAUGGAAGGCUACUUUAACUCUGUGAUUCUGUACUUUGUGUCUUUCUGCAACAUCUUCAAGCCUGAAGUAAAACACUAACACAUGGACA